AUGGACAUCCAUUCCGACAUUCAACAUGCCAUAGACAACCUGCCUCGCGAGAAGUUCUUCCUGGAUCAGAACAUCCCCGAAGAUUAUCAGAGUGGCCUGCGCUACAUAGACAGACUGGAAUGUCGCCGUAAUGCUGCCCUCGAAGAACCACUCUGGCAGGCGUUGCCUUACGUUCUCGAUACCAAAGCUGUUUGGCAGUUGUCGUGCACAAUCAAAGAUGAUCGAGACUCUGUGUUAUCCUAUCGGCCUCAGGCAUUCAACAGGACCCAGCUGCUCACCGCGCGGCCAGACGAUAUAUCCAUUACCUUACAGAAGGCCCUCAGGACCAAGGUCGAAACUCACUCGCAGGUUUACAAGGCCGUGAUGAGUGUCAGGAAGGGAGCACCUCGCGAUGUCUGUGUGAAGAUAUCUCAGCAGAGCCUCUGUAAAAUGCCCGAUGCGGAAUAUUUCGACGAGGCAGCUUCCUGGCCGAGCUUGUGGCGCUCUGCUCGGCAAAAUGCAACCGUAGAGGCUUGGGCGUACCGUAAGCUGAAAUCCUUGCAGGGUAUGGGCAUGAAUACCUCAUUCAUUCGGGGCGAGAUCGCAAUUGCGCAUGUUAUGGAGUACGUUGACGGAAUCGUCAUUUCAAACCUCACCGGAGCCGGCGUUGCGCAGCGUCUAGGUCAAGAGUGCAACAUCUUCGACAUGGCGACUGUUCUUGAGGAAAGGAUUUUUCACAUGCAGACGCUUGGAGUCAUGCACGGUGAUCUCCUCCCACACAAUAUUAUGCUGUUAAGGCAGUGCCUCAACGAACAUCCUUUAUCGGCCUUGGUGACACUCGAUUUCAACUUCGCUAAAGCCACUGAGCGCUAUAAUGCACACUGCGAUGUCGUCCUGUGA
Messenger RNA from Punctularia strigosozonata HHB-11173 SS5, 879 nucleotides. RefSeq lists its product as uncharacterized. Gene Ontology annotation, molecular function: protein kinase activity; ATP binding. Lineage: Eukaryota; Fungi; Basidiomycota; Agaricomycetes; Corticiales; Punctulariaceae. The transcript has 4 exons. The coding region runs from base 1 to 879 and encodes 292 amino acids. Gene Ontology annotation, biological process: protein phosphorylation. The record is from RefSeq and is a predicted model, not a curated record.